AUGUUAUCUAACAGACAUCAUCGACAACAUCAAUCAUUAUUACAAACACCAAAAAUUCCAAAUGUGCUUAAGAAAUCGACUUCAGGUACUUUAUCACCCGAUACAACGACAACAACUUCCAGCGGUUAUUCAACAGGUGGUUCCUCUGUAUCGAAUACUAAAGAUCCAUGUUUGAAAAAGUCAUCAUCGAUUGCCCAUAAGCAACAUUCUGAUCAAGAACAACAUAAGACAAAAUCAAAGGGUCUUCAUAAUCUUUUAAGUAAACUUAAAAGUCUUCUUCAACCAUCAAGAACUAAACAUAUACAUACAAAAACAAUGAGAUCAACAACUUCAAGGCAAAUAUCAUCUACUAAUAUACUUCGUCAAUAUCAUCAACAUACAACAAUAUAUGAUGUAUUACCAUCAUCAUUAACAACAAGUAAUACUAUUUCAUUACCAUUUACAUAUUAUAAUAAUUCACCAAUGAGACAAUCAAGAGGUAAUUUUGAAAAAAUUUCUGCAUGGCUUAAUCAAACAGAAAAAAUAACAAAAAAUGGACAACAUAGAAACGAUAUCUCAUUUAUUAACUCAAGUAAACAAAAAACCACAUCGUCAUCUUCUGUUAAAAAUGAUGAUCAAGGAAUAAGAGGAAAAAAAGGUAAAAAGAAAACGAAGCAAAAUGUAGGAGGUAGUGGCAGCACUUCCAAAGUAAAUAUUCACAUUCAAGGUGUAUCUGUGUAUGUUUUAGCAAUAACUGUUGUCAUGAAAAACACUCGAGCGAAUAUCAGACCACCUAAACGAAGUUCGUCGUUAGUAACAAGAAUCACUCGACCAAUAAUUGAACAACAAUCACAACGAACAAUUUCUCCUGCUUCAUCAUUUUCUUCAUCGAUUCUUACAAAAGGAAUGUCAGAAAGAAUAACACCACUACAAUCAUCAAAACAACAAAAAUCUGAUAAUCAUUCAUCAAAGUCUCAUCAUCAUCAUCGUAACAUUGAUUUUUCACGUCGACGAACUAUUGCUAGUACAAAUGAACAAAUUUCAAAUAAAGAAAAUCUUUCAAUAAAACAUCAAGAAAAAUCACAAAAAGAUGUUUAUCGAUUUUCUCCAUUAUUAUCAAAAAAUGAAGUUGAAUUUCGUCGUCCAUCAUCAAAACAUAUUGUUACAAAACAAUAUUAUUUUCAUUCAUAUCCAACAGAAACAAAUGAAGAUUUAUUAAAUAAUUCUUAUGGUUUAACAUUACUUAAACAACAAAAACAACAACAACAACAACAGCAACCAGCUAAACAAAGACAUUCCGUGGGUACUGUUCUUAUGAUAUCACAAGCUCCUAAUCAUGUAUCAUCACAAAAACAAUUAAAUCCUAGUACAUUGCUUCAGCAAGAAUAUACACUUGAUUCGCUUGAUGAUUUAUUAUGUGAUCGUGAAGUUGAAAGUUACUUUUAUCCAACAUCUCAAUCAGAUCAUAUUUAUAUGAAUUUAGAAAAUAUAUCAGAUCCUUAUCAAGCACCAUUAUCUUAUAUUCAUGAAACUUUAUGUUGA
Rotaria sp. Silwood1 is the source of this 1521-nucleotide messenger RNA. The record is from the annotation of a GenBank genome assembly. NCBI's taxonomy places the organism in Eukaryota, Metazoa, Rotifera, Eurotatoria, Philodinida, Philodinidae.